CAUAAAAAUGGAAGCCGUACUACUCUCUUCUCCGCCUUUUACAGUGAAGAGGAAGCGUUUCCGGCAAUUUACAUCGGACAAUCGGAAUCGGAAUCGGAAUCGGAAUCGGAAUCUCAAGGGCAGAUAUGAGGGUUUCGUCAAUAUAACUAAAGCUUCCGAUUCCAAUUCCAAUUCACUAUCACAUUUGGUUUCCGGAAGAAAAAUCCUCGACAAAAAAUCGAAAGCCCUCUCGGCCGAUAAUUCCACCCUACCAGCUUUGCUGCUACACUAUGCCGCCAGCGGUUCUCUCUCUAAAGCCCUCGGAAUUUGGGAUGAGAUGAUCAACAGUUCAUUGAUGCCUAAUGCUCAACUAGUUUCUCAAUUGAUCUUUAUCUUUGGUUGUACGCAAGACUUCGGUACCGUCGCAAAAAUCUUGCGCCAAAUGGAACUCAAAGAUUCCAAACUAUUACCCGAUAUUUUCACUCUGUCCGUAUCUCAUUUUGGCAAGAACGGACACCUCGAGUGCAUGGAGAUCAUGAUCAAGAAAAUGUGUUCUAUGGGAUAUUCCAUAGAUUCCGUUACUGGAAAUGCUUACGUACUGUACCACAGCCUUUUCGGUUCACUAGCUGAUACAGAAGCUGCUUACGGGCGUCUCAAAAAAUCGAGGAUUCUAAUCGAAGAAGAAGCUAUAAGGGCUUUUGCUUUAGCUUACAUCAAGAAGAAUAAGUUCUACGAAUUGGGUUGUUUCGUGCAAGAAGUAGGCCUCGGCAGGAGAAACGUCGGGAAUCUUCUAUGGAAUCUUCUGAUUCUUUCUUACGCGGCGAAUUUCAAAAUGAAGAGCCUGCAGAGGGAGUUUGUGAGGAUGGUGGAAUCGGGAUUCAAUCCCGAUUUAAAUACGUUCAAUAUUCGAUCGGUGGCGUUUUCGAGAAUGUCUCUAUUAUGGGAUCUUCAUCUGAGCAUCGAACAUAUGAAGCACGAGGCGGUUUUCCCCGAUAUCGUGACCUAUGGUUGUGUAGUUGAUGCGUACAUGGAUAAAAGGCUUGGGAGGAAUUUGGAAUUCGCGUUGAACGAGUUUAAUUGGAAUGAUUCGGUUUCGAUAUCGACGGAUUCACUUGUUUUCGAGGCUAUGGGGAAAGGGGAUUUUCAUUCUAGCUCGGAAGUCGUUAUGGAGUACGUGAAGAGAAAGGAUUGGACGUACAAGAUGCUGAUUUCUGUGUACCUUAAGAAGAAGUUUCGGAGUAAUCAAAUCUUUUGGAAUUACUGAUUAAGUUGUUUGUAUGUGCCUUCAGAAGAUCAAAAUCAGCACAGAGAAAGAAGAUGACGUGGCCCAGUGUGUGUUUGUGUGUGUGUGUGUGUGUGUGUGUGUGUGUGAACUGUGAUCAUAGCAGAAUAAUGCCAUGUAUAUAAGUAGACCAAGAAAACAAGAACCCAUAUUUAGAAAUAAAUACCCCUUUCUUACAAUAUGAAAUGAAAUUUGAGAGAUAUUUUAAAUAA
Molecule: messenger RNA, 1473 nt
Organism: Erythranthe guttata (spotted monkey flower)
Lineage: Eukaryota; Viridiplantae; Streptophyta; Magnoliopsida; Lamiales; Phrymaceae
Product: Pentatricopeptide repeat (PPR) superfamily protein
Molecular function (GO): protein binding
Source: RefSeq, a predicted model, not a curated record